This is a messenger RNA of Colletotrichum graminicola M1.001, 1431 nucleotides long. RefSeq names its product dienelactone hydrolase. The coding region runs from base 1 to 1431 and encodes 476 amino acids. The transcript is spliced from 3 exons. Lineage: Eukaryota; Fungi; Ascomycota; Sordariomycetes; Glomerellales; Glomerellaceae. Gene Ontology annotation, biological process: polyketide metabolic process. The record is from RefSeq and is a predicted model, not a curated record.
AUGAAUAUUGACAUACCGAAUCUGGUCAAGGCCGCCGUGCCGGAAUCUGAAGGACGCAAUGCACGCAUCGUCUCAGACAACCUUACCGGCUCCAACCACAGAGAUCCCAACUUUCUGUCCCGGAACUUCCCUCGCGCGCGACCGAAGCUGUACGUAACUGCGGAAGAUGAGGACUUUGACCAAAUCACACUAAGUGAAUGGCGCGACGAGGGUUUCGAUGUCGAAUAUCUGCCGAUGGGAAACAGCGCGGACAAGUACCGGGGCAAGCUCCGAUCGUUGAGCAAGAAGAAACUGGGGCCCUGUGAGACUUUUGGAAUCAUUGCAUAUGGUGAUGCCGCAGCUGUCUGCCUGGAGCACUACCACGUCAUGGAUAACAACCCCGAGUUCAAGCUAGGGUUGCUCAUCGCAUACUACCCGACAGCCAUCCCAGAUCCUAAAGGACACUUUCCCAGCAGCAUAUCGGCUCUCGUUCAUCUUGCUGCCGGCGAGGAGAUUGGUAUUACGAAGCAAACCCAGAUGGUAGGGAUACAAGGCAGGCGGCGCACAACUCGCAAGAAAGUGGAAGCCGGCAUCGGCACGGGAGGGACUUUGCGGCUCGCAUACCCGACUUACACUUACGAAGCCGAGCCCGGUUUUGCCGAGCAUGACCUGGACGAAUUCAACAAAGUCCCGGCAGAAUUAGCGUGGAGCCGGAGCUUAGGCGCGGCGAGGAAAGCGUUCAACAACCACGUUGACUUGGAAGUGGUGUUGGACGAAAAUGUCCAGGGCAAAUUCUUUACUCGAAACCUGAGCCAAACCAUGUCAACGUACACGACACACAAGAGCCCGCACGUCACUCAUAUGCCGACCCUGACAGGAGGCAUUGGAGCAUCAGAACUCGAGCGCUUCUACUCACAGUUCUUCAGCAACCCCCGGUCAAUGAAACUAACUCUGAUUUCCCGCACCACUGGGACCGAUCGAGUAGUCGAUGAGGUCCACGUCCGCUUCAAGCACACCGAGGAGAUGCCGUGGAUCUUGCCCGGAGUCCCAGCAACGAACAAGCGGGUCGAAGUGCUCGUAGUCAGUAUCGUCGGGUUGAGAGGAGGCAAGCUUUACCACGAGCAUGUGUAUUGGGAUCAGGCCAGUGUUCUCGUUCAGAUUGGCUUGUUGGACCCGAAGCUGGUACCCGACGCGGCACGUAAGAACGGAGUGCAGAGGCUACCGGUCGUCGGAAGAGAGGCGGCGAGAAGGGUCCUGAAAGGGUGGAAUCCGGACGAGGAGGGAGAAGCCGACAACGGACUGAUACCGGGUUGGAAUGAGGAUGAAGAGGGAGAUGAGCGGGAUGAAGAGGGGGUAGUCGAGAACAGUGAAGCAUCCAAGAAGAAGGAUUCGGACAACAAGAGUAUGCCUGAGAGGCCAAAGCCUGAAACGAAAGACUCUGACGGCAAGUGA